AUGAUUGAUAGUCAAUGUUAAUCAUCACAGCAAAAGAAAUGGAUUAGGGAUUUAAGGUAUCCUCUCCACUACAGUAGCUAGGCUGCUACCUCGGCCGUUCACAAAGAAUAUUGUCAAGGGCUAGGUAGCUACGUUCCAUCUGCGGCCUUCCAAAGAUACUGCCCAACUGCCUGUGAUGGAUCACCAGCUGUACGGCGACCCCUCCGCGAGCAGCUUCUCUCCGCUGGAGGCACAGAUCUUCUCCGGCCAGCUGCCGCCGUCGUCAACGCCAUGGCCAAAUCUCGACGUUGACCUCGCCCUGGACCUCGACGUUCUCGAGGAUGACAUCGUCCGGGAGCUCUCUGCUGGCACAGUGGCAAACGCGGCAUCGUCAGGUUCCGGCUCCGGCGCCCACAAGAAGCUCAGCCACAACGCGUACGAGCGCGACCGCCGGAAGCAGCUCAACGAGCUAUACCUCUCGCUCCGUUCUCUCCUCCCGGACGCCGACCACACCAAGCUGAGUAUUCCGACGACGGUGUGUCGAGCGCUCAAGUACAUCCCCGAGCUGCAGAAACAGGUCGAGAAUCUGGAGAAGAAGAAAGAGAAACUGGCUAGUGCCAACUGCAAACCAGGGGUACUGAGCGUGACCGGCAGCAUAGCUCCAACUGUGUCCGCUACUUGCCUCAACCACAAGGAAAUCAUGGUUCAGAUUAGCUUGCUGAGAGAUACAGAUGCUUCUACAGCUCUACCUCUUUCCAAGUGUAUAAAUGUACUGGAGAACGAAGGACUUCAGCUCAUCAGUUCAUCGACUUCCUCCACCUUUGGGAACAAAACGUUCUAUAACCUCCAUCUUCAGAGAAGUCAAGGAGCACUAAACAUGGAGUGCCCAUCGUUUUGUGACAAAUUGGAACAAGCCAUCAUGGAAGCAGCGGGACUAUAUCUGCAGCACUAGAGGAUUAUUGUUCUUAACUAUCAUAAAUAAAGAUUCCUUAAAUAGCUAUGAGAUGCCUGUAGCAUGGGUGCUGCGUAGUGGGUGUCCCAUAUAAGUUUGUAUGUGGCGUUGGUGAUUAUUGAUUGUAUAUGCUUGAGUAAGUACCUUUUGUCAUGUAUGAAUGUAUCUAAUACAUGAUACAUGGAGGUGA
Messenger RNA from Triticum dicoccoides, 1121 nucleotides. Its product is annotated as protein IRON-RELATED TRANSCRIPTION FACTOR 2-like. NCBI's taxonomy places the organism in Eukaryota, Viridiplantae, Streptophyta, Magnoliopsida, Poales, Poaceae. Gene Ontology annotation, cellular component: RNA polymerase II transcription regulator complex. Bases 176 to 931 code for a protein of 251 amino acids. The transcript has 3 exons. The record is from RefSeq and is a predicted model, not a curated record. Gene Ontology annotation, molecular function: RNA polymerase II transcription regulatory region sequence-specific DNA binding; protein dimerization activity; DNA-binding transcription factor activity, RNA polymerase II-specific. Gene Ontology annotation, biological process: regulation of transcription by RNA polymerase II.